Akanthomyces muscarius is the source of this 729-nucleotide messenger RNA. RefSeq lists its product as uncharacterized. NCBI's taxonomy places the organism in Eukaryota, Fungi, Ascomycota, Sordariomycetes, Hypocreales, Cordycipitaceae. The transcript is spliced from 4 exons. The record is from RefSeq and is a predicted model, not a curated record. The coding region runs from base 1 to 729 and encodes 242 amino acids.
AUGGGAAACGAAAGCGAAAGCGACAUUGACCGCGCAUUCCGCGCCGCUUGCCGAGUUUCCAGCGAGCUGCCCGACCUCGAUAAGUACAAGAGCUACGACAAGGCCUUCGUCCACCAUGCGACCGAUCUCAUAGCGCAGGCCGACAUUAUCUUGGCCCAUUGCAAAGACGAGUCAAUCCAAGUUGAGGUGCGCGCGGACCGAGACUUGGUGGAAUUAAGCCGACGCGAAUGGCCAGAGACCGGUGUUUUUACUCAAGUCUUUACGUACGUUCAGGAUGGCGCCGAUCUGAGCGAGCUCCCGCCAGAAUAUGCCAAAGCCCUGGCAGGCUACGUGCUGCUGCUAGAGGGCAUUGGCUCGAUUAAGCAAAGAUUUUUGGUGCAUCUCUUGGGAAUUGCCGUGAAGUCAAUGGAGGAUUUCCAGCAGGUAGAGCAAGACGCCAGGACUUUACUAAGCCAUGCCGAGGGGGUUUUGGCCACGGGAUUGACGUCCAUUGGAACCCCCGAUGGCCUCGUAAUUGACCAGCUUCGUCGCUCCCUGAUCGAGCCUUUCUCCGUCAGCAGUGCAGGCAGAAGCACGCGAGCCGCACAAGCGCCCCAUCGAAGAAUAAAGCUUUCCCACUACGCAUACCCGCAUCCCGCCCGCAUCAUGGACGUAGAAGAAUCAUUCCUGAGGUCCCCACCUUCCAGUUUAAGAGCUGAUUUGAAGUUUUCGACGAGGGCGUUCAGCUAG